This is a messenger RNA of Phytophthora nicotianae INRA-310, 1260 nucleotides long. RefSeq lists its product as hypothetical. Lineage: Eukaryota; Oomycota; Peronosporomycetes; Peronosporales; Peronosporaceae. Gene Ontology annotation, molecular function: monoatomic ion transmembrane transporter activity. The coding region runs from base 109 to 1116 and encodes 335 amino acids. Gene Ontology annotation, biological process: mitochondrial transmembrane transport; monoatomic ion transport. The record is from RefSeq and is a predicted model, not a curated record. Gene Ontology annotation, cellular component: mitochondrial inner membrane. The transcript has a single exon.
CGUUGACGUCGUCGAGGCGAGGCCCAUCACCUCUCCCUCCCUCCCUUGACGAAGGGCACUCAUCUCUAUUGACCACGCACGCUCCAGUUGUUAUAGUGACCAACUGCCAUGGAGGGGGAGAAGGAUAUGCUGCCAGCAGCCAUGAGCGCGCCGGAGACGCACAUCAAGCUAGCAGAUCCGAACGAGGACACGUAUUUUGGACGGGUCCGUAAGACCUUCUACAUGCUGGACUUCCGCACCGCCUUCACGACGGAUCACGCACUGCAGGAUGCGUGGCAGUUGGUGGAGGCACACCGUCGCGGUGAGACUGUGGACCCGGACAAGCUCCAGCACGCGCAGUAUGUGACACAUGCCAUCCUCCACCCGGACACUGGAGCGCCGGUCUUCACACCGCUUCGUGCCUCGAUGAUCGUUCCCAUGAACAUGAUCAUGGACGGUGCCAUGCUGCUGGCUAACAGCACAAAAACCACCAUCUUCGCGCAGUGGCUUAACCAGACUUACAACGCUCUGCACUACUAUGCCAACCGCAACGCCUCCAACGAAGACACGGCGGAACAGCGUCUCGUGGCGUACGUAGGCGCUACUGCAAGCUCUGUGGGGGCGUCACUCGGCAUCCGACGUUUAGCUAGUCGAAUGACGGACGUCAAAUGGGCCCCUGCUGUUGCUCGCAUGGGUCCAUUCGCUGCUGUUGCUGCAGCUGAUCUGCUUAACAUGGCGGUAAUGAGGCAGAGCGAGUAUCUCAAGGGCGUCCACGUAUACGACGAGAACGGAGACUACGUCGGCAAGUCAAGGAGAUGUGGCGCACUGGCGGUUGCCUCGUGCGCUGCUGGCAGAAUCUUUGCUGCAGCUCCGAUCUUGCUGCUCCCACCGCUCAUCAUCUCGCGAAUCGAAAAGCACAGCACGCUCUUCACGCGACCAAAGACGCGAUGGCUGCGUGUGCCUACACUGUUGGGACUCGUAGGUUGUGCUAUCCAGUUUUCGGUGCCGCUAACUUUCGGACUCUUCCGUCAGACAGCGCAACUCGACUGUAAGUACUUGGAACCAGAACUGCAGCACGCAAUGCGCAAGCAAGACGGUCAACCUGUACGCGUGGUCACGUACAAUAAGGGCAUCUGAGAGUCUCGCGUUCAGCGAGGAGAAGUGUCAACAUCAAGAAGACGCGAUAUAAUAGACCCCACACGCUUUUAGCCUCAUCUUGAUUCUUAGUGGUCUAGCUAAUAAUAAGUCCAUCGUGUUGCGAGCCAAAGAUAGCUCUCCCUC